AUGAGUCUUCGAAAAGCUCUCACAGAACUUAAGGAAGCUUUUGAUGCAGGAUUCAUAAAUCAGAGAGAAUACGAUUCAAAUCGUAGAGGUAUAAUAGAUCAAUGGAUAUCGCAACUACAAUCAAAACCUCUUACACCACAAACUCCUGCACCAUCGCCUGCACCACCGACAUUGUGGGAAAGAUUUCUCGACAUGGCAAGAUCCUUCAAAAGAAAAUUGGAAGACCGCAUUAAAGAAUUCUUUAACAAACUCAUCGGCCAAUGA
This is a messenger RNA of Funneliformis mosseae, 264 nucleotides long. The record is from the annotation of a GenBank genome assembly. Lineage: Eukaryota; Fungi; Glomeromycota; Glomeromycetes; Glomerales; Glomeraceae.